AUGUUUUGCAGCCGUGCUUCGUCGGCAGCUGGUGUCGCGCGGCGUUCGGCCGUCGCUGCACAGAGGAACUUCGCAACAACAUCACCGGCGAGCGCUGUGUCUCGCGACCACAAAGUCGUAGUGGUCGGUGGCGGCUCAGCAGGUCUAUCCAUCAGCCACCAAUUGCUUCGAUCGGGCAGGUUUGUCCAGGAUGACAUUGCGAUCGUUGAUCCGGCCAAAUGGCACCACUACCAGCCCGGCUGGACUCUGGUCGGCGGCGGUCUCAAGAAGAAAGAAGAAUUGCGAAAGCCGAUGCAGAGCCUGAUCAGCCCCCGGUUCAAGUUUUACAAUGAAGCCGUGGGAUCUUUCUCCCCCGAAGCGAACCAGGUCACGCUGGCCAACGGCGACAGGCUCGGCUACGAGCAGCUCGUCGUUGUGCCUGGCAUCAGCGUCAACUUCGACAGCAUCGCGGGCCUGCGCCAGGCUCUGGACAACCCGGACUCUCUCGUCUCAUCCAUCUACGGCUACGACUACUGCGACAAGGUCUUCAGGACCAUCGACCGACUCGGCCAGGGCGAGGCCAUCUUCACUCAACCCGCCGGCGUGCUCAAAUGCGCAGGCGCUCCGCAGAAAGUCAUGUGGCUCGCACUGGACCACUGGAAGCGCAUCGGUCGGUACAAUGCCGACGACCGCGCCAACUCACCCAUCGAUAUCACUUUCGCCACGGGCCUGCCUACCAUGUUCGGCGUGCCCAAGUACAGCGCCAAGCUCGAGGAGCUGCGCAAGGAACGAGGCGUGGAGGGUCUGUUCCAGCACGACCUCGUCGCCAUCGAGGGUAACACGGCUGUCUUCGCUCGUCCCGACGGUCAGAACAAGGUCAAGAGACACUUUGACCUGCUACACGUCGUGCCCAAGAUGGGCCCCUAUACAUUCGUCAAGGAGAGUGCCUUGGCCGACGCGGCCGGUUUCGUCGAUGUCGACAACGGCACGACUCAGCACAAGAAAUACCCCAAUGUCUGGUCCGCCGGCGAUGCUUCUAGUCUACCCACCUCCAAGACGGCGGCGGCCGUCACGGCGGAAGCCCCGGUUCUCGUACACAACCUGCUGCAGUCAAUGGAGGGCAAGAAGCCCGACUCCAUUUACGAUGGAUAUACCUCGUGUCCGCUCCUGACCGAGUACGGAAAGGUCAUGCUUGCCGAGUUCAAGUACGGCGGUGUUCCCAAGGAGACAUUCGCGCGCUUCGGAAUCGACCAGGCUGUUCCUCAACGUCCGUUCUACUGGCUCAAGAGAGAAUUUUUCCCGUGGGUGUACUUCAACUACAUGGUGAAGGGUACUUGGGGUGGACCUAAGGGGUGGAUUAAAUAG
This is a messenger RNA of Monascus purpureus, 1344 nucleotides long. The record is from the annotation of a GenBank genome assembly. Lineage: Eukaryota; Fungi; Ascomycota; Eurotiomycetes; Eurotiales; Aspergillaceae.